UCAGUUCUCGACCUGCCGUCGUACUGAUAACACACGCCGGAUUGUGUCUCUCUUUCGCUCUCUUUUAUAUCGAAAUUGUUUCGGCGUUUUGCGUUUGUUUCAUCUUUCAAGUGUUAAUCGCAAGACGACCAGUUUCUUUUGAUCCCAAUUUUGAUUUCGGUUUUAUAUCGAGAUAAUUGGGAAAUUUUAGUUUCUUUUGGCUUUUAUUUAACCUGCCAGUUGUUUUUUUGUUGUUGAUCGGAUAAAUUGUGCGGACUGUUUUAUUUUGGAUCAAUUUGUCGUUCGGUUUACAAAUUGAUUUGAUAGUGAACAAGCCCAAGUGAAAAUCAUGAUCGUGGAUUGCGAUCGUGAGCCAAGUGGCCGACGCGUGGCCGCUCGAUUCGAUUGAGAGGCCCAGAAGAAGAAGAAGAACAAAAAAGGGAAAUUUUGGUGUUUUUCUGUUGUGUUUCUUUUUUUGAUUUUGAUACGUUCAAAGCUGAAAGAGAUCGACGAUUAGUUGUUGUUCAACGGCCCAGUCGUGAUGCUUUUAUGAAAAAAUCUCCAUAAGGAGAGUUGGAAAGAGGCGACAAGUUGAACGUCGAAGGCCCAUCCCAUCAUCAUUCACGAAAAAAGCGACCGAGGAGGAGCAACACCCCGAAAAUCCUUCAAAGAUUCCGCCCGCUCUGAAUAGAUUCAACAGCCAUGAUGAAGUGCCAGCUCAAGAUGACGCUCAUGCUGCCGGCCCUGGCGUUGAUUCUCGCGAGCCACUUGAUCUCGUCCGUCGGCGCCAACAUCUUCGAUAUUUCGGCGUUGUCUUAUCAGACGGUCGUCGUCAAAGCCGGCCACAGUGUCAACUUGACAUGUCCGGGAGUGAGUGAACUGUCGUUGAUUUCAGCGCUGGAAUGGCGCUGCCAAGGAUGUAAUUUGCCACCGUCCGGAUCCUCUUCAUCAUCAUCAUCUUCUUCAUCGGCGGCCAACGGAACUCGGAGUGUGUCCGGCGGUGGAUUGCACGGCGAAACGUCGGCCAUCAAACUGGUCGAGUACAGCAACAACGCGGUCGUCGUCUGGAACAACCAGGACCGGAUGACGCUCGACUCUCAGACCUACGCCCUCCAGUUCUUCCCCGUCCGGCACUACGAUCACGGAGAGUACACCUGUUUGGUCAACGAGCGACGCCGGCCCGACACCAUCAUCCACCUCGUCGUUCAAGAUGUUCCUGAUCCACCGGGCAGGCCGCUAAUUAUGGGCUUCACGUCCCGAUCGGUCAACCUCUCCUGGGCGCCCAGUCUCAGUUCACACGGCAGUCCCAUCAGCCAUUACAUCAUCCAUACCAGAGUUGGCGAAGAAGGCGAAUGGGAUGUGCAGAACGCCCUGGUGACAUUGACCAAUGCGACUAGUUCGCAGGUUAUCGGGCUGCUGCCUUACACUGUCUACAGCUUCCGCGUUGUGGCCAUCAAUUCGCUUGGGCCGAGCACGCCCAGCCGGGAAUCCUAUUACAUGGUGACACUCCGAGAAGUUCCCGACGGCAAGCCGCAAGUGACGUCGGCCCACAACUCGAGCUCGACGUCGAUCUAUCUCAACUGGAAGCCGCCGCCGAAAUCCAGCAUUCACGGCGAAUUUCUCGGAUACCGACUGGCUUACAAGCCACGCGACGACACCAGUCCCGAAUCGGUCCAGGAGAUUUUCCUCAGAGAUCCCAGCAUCGAAAGCCAUGCUAUUCAAGGCUUGCAGACGUUCACGCAGUACAUGAUUUCGCUCCAAGUGUUUAAUCCGGAAGGAUUGGGGCCAAGUUCCACCGUAAUCGUCAUGACCGACGAAGGAGUUCCCGGAAAACCUCUGAAUGUAUCAAUUGGCGAUGUUAAUGAUUCCACAAUUGCCCUCAGCUGGUCUGAGCCGGAAAAUCCAAAUGGUCUCAUCAAAGGCUAUCGAAUCUAUUUCAUGAGAAAGAAUUUCACUGAUGUCCAGACAGUCCGCAAUGGAGAAAAAUUUCAGAAGUUUAUUCUGACUGACCUAGAAUCCUAUAUGGAAUACAAACUUUGGCUGAAAGCUUUUACUUGGAAACACGAGGGUGAACCAUCUGAACCAAUUAUUGUUCAGACUGAUGUUCGUGGACCAAGUGCUCCUCGUAUUGCCAACCUAACCUGUCACAAUGCAGACACACUGUUCUUACAGUGGCACAGACCAUCUAUCUACAACAAAUCUAUUGAUUUGUAUUACAUUUACUACAGGAGAGAAGAUGCAUGGGAUUUUGAAGAAUUGGCUGUGGCAACCACAACUGAUCGCCUGGAUCACAUGAUGUUCCUUCCUAAUCUAACGACGAAUGUGAUGUACGAAGUGAAGAUUCGAGGAGCUACUCGAAGUCUCUUUUCGCCCUCUAAAAUCUACCCUGGUCUUUUCUCGGAAUCCCGCAAGAUUUUCGUUGCUCUCGACUGCGAUCGGCUUUCUCUGUCUCACGUUCAGAGCGGAAGCGAGAUUUUCAGUCAGGAUAUCGAGUUCAGCGCGGGCGUGGUUGCUGCCAUGGUUUGCGCGUCAUUUGCGAUACUUCUCUUAGUAUUGGCAUUUGUCCUUUGGCGGAAAUAUUUUCAGGCUGCUUACUAUUAUCUUGAUGAUGGGCCUCCCACAACACCCCCGCUCAACCAGCCAGCGUGGGAUGGUGGUGAACCUCCAACGCACAAUAACAUGACCGUAAUCGUCGAUGACGAUUCAGACUUUGCUGAAAGUAAAAAUAAGGAAUAUGGCGUCAAUGCCAAAGGGCCCAUUCCAGUGCCGCUUUUCCCCCAACAUGUGGCGACGCUGCAUGCUGACGGUGACAUUGGGUUCUCAAAAGAAUAUGAAUUUGUUCAAAACGCUUCUUUCCAAGGGGAACUCAAUUCUGAGCAUUCAAUGAAUGAGGAUAACAAGAAUAAGAACCGUUACUUGAACAUUGUUGCAUACGAUCACUCCCGGGUUCAAUUGAGGCCUUUACCAGGCCAGAAAAAGUCAACGGAUUACAUAAACGCUAAUUACAUCGAUGGCUUUCAGCAAUGCAGAGGUUAUAUUGGAACGCAAGGGCCACUACCGUCCACUUUUGACGCUUUUUGGAGAAUGAUUUGGGAACAGAGGGUAGCUGUCAUCGUUAUGAUUACCAACCUAGUGGAACGCGGACGAAGAAAAUGUGAUAUGUACUGGCCCAAAGAAGGGGUGGAAACUCACGGAGUUAUUCAAGUCAAAUUAGUCAACGAAGACGCCAGAGCCACCUACACAAUCCGGACCUUUUCGAUUAAGCAUCUGAAGUUGAAGAAGAAGAAAUCUCAGAGUGCAGAGCGAGUCGUCCUCCAGUUCCACUACACUAACUGGCCCGAUCACGGCACUCCGGAACAUCCGCUGCCUAUUUUGAGCUUUGUUCGUCAAUCCGCAGCAGCUAAUCCGAUUGGAGCUGGGCCAAUCAUCGUCCACUGCAGCGCCGGAGUUGGACGUACUGGAACGUACAUAGUGUUGGAUGCUAUGCUAAAACAAAUCGAAUGUAAAAAUGAAAUAAACAUUCGCGGCUUUUUGUGUCACAUCCGCAAUCAGCGCAACUUUCUCGUCCAAACCGAAGAGCAAUACAUAUUCAUCCACGAUGCUCUGCUAGAAGCAAUUCAAGCUGGAAAUACGAAUGUCCACAGCAGUCAAUUGACUCGAUAUCUCCAGCUUCUCCAAAGCGGUUUGCCGGCUUCGCUCUUGUCAGACAAGAUUAUAGGAAGUAAUUCGACUGCGAGUACACUAGACACGACAACUACAACCAUGACGAUGAAUUCCAUUGGCAGCCAAGAAGAUUUGUGGCUGUUGCUCGAUCAUCAGUUCCACCUGGUGACCAAUUUUCUGGUCCAAGAUUUCCACCUUUCAUCUGCCGUGAAAAAUUGCAACGUCCAUAAAAACCGCAACGCUGCACUUGUAUCCGUGGAAAGUGCCAGAGUUUAUCUUACACCAAAGCCGGGAGUUGAAGGGAGCGAUUACAUCAAUGCGACAUGGUUACAAGGGUAUCAAAAAUUAAAAGAGUUCAUCGUUACUCAGCAUCCGCUAGAGGCAACGGUGAGCGACUUUUGGCAGAUGGUCUGGGAUCAUAAUUCGCAAACGGUCGUUGUCCUCUCAGACACAGCAGACGACGAUUAUCAAGUGUUUUGGCCGCUAAAGCAGGCGGAUGUGGAAUUUGAAAACUUUCGCGUCCGGUUUAUUGACGAACAUAAAAUUCAAUUGCCAGCAGUUGGCAACCAUCCGGCACAUCCUGAUGAGUACGUGACCCAGAUUGAAGUUGCCGCUCAGUCUCUACAGGAUGAUUAUGAACUGCGGGUGCGCAUCUUUUACUGCCCCAGCUGGCCGUAUCGUGGUGCCGCCAACCCAGACCUGGCUGCCCUGUUCCGUCUGCCUAAAUUAGUGAUUGAUUCACACCAGCAGUAUCAGAACGGGCCCGUAGUAGUCGUUGACCGUUUUGGUGGUACAGAAGCAGCCACGCUUUGUGCGUUGACGACGUUGGUGCAGCAGCUUUCUCGUGACCAGCACGUCGAUGUCUACAUGUACGCCAAGUUGUACCACAGUAAGCGACCCAACGUGUGGCCUUCGCGGGACGACUACAUGUUUCUGUACCGCUGCGUCGAGGCCCUGCACCAUCACUUGCCCGUGCCACCCUCCACUCCGCCAACGCUCCAUACUUCCUUCAGCUUGCCACUGCAACUCAAUGGCUAUGCUGGUGGCGGUAUUGGUGACACGGUGAGUUUGACGUCACUUCCACCAUUGUGCACCACUCCGAGCACGACCAGCCCCAAUGGGGACGUCGUUUGUUUCAGAAUACCACCGGAUGGUAUGGAACAAGAAAUGGUGGACGUCGUGUGAAACUUUGCCAAUGCCAAGGAGAGGUUCUUUCUUCUUCGGCGGUUUCGUCUCUCGUUCGCCACGUUGACGAGUGCCAAAAAAUGGGUGCAACACCAGUGAGUGCAAGACUGCUGCUAAAGUAUUCGUCUCCUGCUCCCUUUAUAUACUCCCUCUUUGUGUCCCUUUUUUUUUUCGUUCCCUUCUGUGUAUUUUUUUUUGUUCUUUUCGUUCGUCUCUAGUCAAACAUCUGCACAAUUUUCUUUUAAGAAGGAAAUCACAUCGGUUUUACAAUCAUAUUCUUUUCUUUUCCCUUUCUGCGCAAUUCCAUUUAUUCUUCGGAUUGGGAAGAAUCCAAUUGACAGGUUAAGAUUGUUAUGACAAUUUUCAACAGUGUAUGAAUGGGAUGGGAUCAAGGGUAAUUCAUUACCGAAGACUAUUGUAGGUUGAGUUGAAUAUUAUCAAAUGUAUCUCAGGCUCAAAUGAAUUCGCACUUUGUAACGAUCUCCGAUUGACAAAAUUAGACAAAUUCUUCUUCCUCUUUAUUUUGCUUUUCUUUGUGUGUCUCACUGUACUGUCCCUCGAAACCUUCGUCGCGCAUUUCAUUGCAUUAUAUAUUUAUAUAAAUAAUACGCAUCCAUGUACAAUGAUGUGUCCGUGCAUUUUUCUGCAGCUCGUUCACCUUUGUUUCCUCUGUAUGGUGGCAAAAUAUUUCGAACUCGUCUUUAAUUAGACACCAAAUAUAUGGCUAAGUGCAGCUUUA
Messenger RNA from Daphnia pulex (common water flea), 5566 nucleotides. Its product is annotated as tyrosine-protein phosphatase 99A-like. Lineage: Eukaryota; Metazoa; Arthropoda; Branchiopoda; Diplostraca; Daphniidae. Gene Ontology annotation, biological process: protein dephosphorylation. The transcript has 20 exons. Gene Ontology annotation, molecular function: protein tyrosine phosphatase activity; protein binding. The record is from RefSeq and is a predicted model, not a curated record. The coding region runs from base 682 to 4827 and encodes 1381 amino acids.